This is a messenger RNA of Lachancea lanzarotensis, 588 nucleotides long. It is a transcript of the gene SNM1, whose product is annotated as LALA0S02e10990g1_1. The record is from RefSeq and is a predicted model, not a curated record. Gene Ontology annotation, biological process: tRNA processing. Gene Ontology annotation, cellular component: nucleolar ribonuclease P complex. Bases 1 to 588 code for a protein of 195 amino acids. The transcript has a single exon. Lineage: Eukaryota; Fungi; Ascomycota; Saccharomycetes; Saccharomycetales; Saccharomycetaceae.
AUGUCUCUGAAUCGCUCUCAAAGAGAGAAAUUUGUAGCUACCCAUAUUACCCACAAGUACAACCUUUUGCAUAUCUUGCCGGGCAUCGAACAAACACAACUAGCGGGACUAUAUCUCAAGAGUUUUUACAACGGUGUCAAGAGAAAUCAGCUAUGCUUGCCAGAAUCUAUCACAAAUGGUACUAAAUUUUGCGAGCAAUGUGGAGUUGUCCACAUUGCUGGCGUAAAUCUCGAAAUGCAAGUUGUCAAAAGAGAGACCAAGACCAGCGGGAAAUCAGGAAGAACGUUACAGUACAAAUGCACACAGUGCAGCGCGAUAAAAGAGUUUGUAUUUGAAGCUGCUGAAGUUUCUCGCGACGAAUUGCAAAAAAGUACGAAGGAACUAGUUUCGGAAGGAACUUCUGCGGGCAAAAUCAAACCACUCAUGGAAAAUGAAUCCAAGGUGAAGAAACAGUCAUCUGCUAAGAACAGGGCAAAAAAACGCAAGAUGAACUCAUUGUCUAACAUGCUGAAUAAGAAAAAAGAAGCCGAUGCCAGCAAGAAGAGAUCGCUCUCGUUGAACUUGAACGACUUUCUUCAAAAAAGUUGA